Messenger RNA from Ophidiomyces ophidiicola, 1710 nucleotides. RefSeq lists its product as uncharacterized. Gene Ontology annotation, molecular function: hydrolase activity. NCBI's taxonomy places the organism in Eukaryota, Fungi, Ascomycota, Eurotiomycetes, Onygenales, Onygenaceae. The transcript is spliced from 2 exons. The coding region runs from base 1 to 1710 and encodes 569 amino acids. The record is from RefSeq and is a predicted model, not a curated record.
AUGGAGGCCCAGGUCAUCCAUGCUGUGAAAAUCGCCUUUGAACCAAAAGAUAUCCCAUUUUGCAUUGUUAAUGAAGCUGCAUUGAAAUACUACAAUGUCCCUUGUGUGCCCAAUUCACUGGAUAUCUGUGUUCCCGAGAAUAGCCUUUCCGAUGCAGGAUCCCAGCUCGCUUCGUACAAGGAUAUUUUUCGACUACAUUCGUGGCUGGCGCAGAAUCAUGACAAAAUCGCCGCCGACUGUCGAAAGCGCUACCUACGGUUUCAAGUAUUCAUGGAAGGCCGAUUCCUUGAUAUGAUAGUAUUUUCAGACACGUUCUGUCAUCUUGACCCAAUUCAAGAUAAUAUCGUCCGACUUAAGCCAAAUCCCAAAGAUCAGAUCAGAUUCAGCCGACACUUUGACUAUUCAAUAGAUCCCAAUGUUCUUUCGACUAUUCCUGUACCACGCCUGGCAGCAUUCGUGCAAGGAUCAGCUCGGAAUUAUCUUGAAUUACGAGAAGAUGCCAUGGCUGCUUGUGUGGAAAAAUUGGUUGAUGGUAUGAAUUUGGAUGAGUCCUGGUGUGUUGACCACCUUGAUACCCGUCAAGACAAAGAAUUACAAUAUAUUUUGGCGAUUGUUGCCACAAAGGCUGCUCGGGCCUCUGAGCUUGGCCCAAAUAGAAUUACCUGCAUUGUUGAGGAAGAGGAAGAAGCAGAGGCUGUACGCAUGAUACCAGGCUAUAAUGACAUAUUUUGCAAGCAAGACCAGCCUCCUCCAUCAAAGGACAGUAGGGAAAAUUUGCCCAGUCCUGUUCAGAGAAUAUUUACUUCAAUUCAGUCAACGUUCCUCUUCCUCAUAAAAAACUUUCGAUCAGCAAUUUUUGGCCAGACUGCCUUGCACCCAGUAAACUUUCAAUUUAUAUCUGAUAUCCACUUGGAGCUCAGCCAGAAUUAUUCAACCUUUGCUGUUGAAAAGGCGGCGCCAUACUUGAUUCUGGCCGGUGACAUUGGGGCAUUACGGGACUAUGAAAAGUAUGUCACAUUUCUAGCAGCGCAGUGUGCUCAGUUUGACCGCGUUUUCUUGGUUCUCGGUAACCAUGAAUUCUAUGGCAUUUCCCACGAAGAGGGUCUCAAAGCCGCGAAGAAGCUAGAAUCAGAGCCGCAGCUACUUGGAAAGCUCUACCUCCUCAAUAGAGGCCGCGUUGACAUCAACCGAAGAGUAACCAUUCUGGGAUGCACUCUAUGGUCUUCAAUUCCAGAGGAAUCUCAGCUCUGGGUUAGGAUGAAGCUUGCUGAUUUCACUGUAAUAAAUGAUUGGUCUGUCGAGAAAUAUAAUGCUGCACAUAUUGAGGAUGUGCAGUGGCUGAAGCAGCAGCUUCACGACAUUUCUCUUGAAGAUGAGAAACGUGACGUUAUUGUUGUCACCCAUCAUGCACCUACUGUUGAAAAGACUUCUGACCCCAAAUCUAAACUAAACCCGUGGUCAUGCGCAUUUAGCACAAAUCUGAUUGAAGGCCAAGUCAAAUCCUGGCCUGGUUCUAAGAACAUUCGCCGUUGGAUAUUUGGGCACACGCACUGGAAUGCUGAAUUUAAACGGAAAGGAAUAAUCAUAAGCAGCAACCAGUUAGGCUAUUCUGCGAAUGAACGUCGAAGACCUCUAAAACGGGGACUCUUCGACUUUAAGCGGCCUCAAGUUCAACAGAAGUUUGUUGUAACGAAGGCUAUGAAUGUGUAA